ACUAAAAUCUUCCUAUAAAGGUUAUGUAUUGUCCAUUCUCAAGUUAGCAAGCAACGCACCUCCAGUUCUGAACAAACUAUACAGAGUUUCUGAUCCCAAUAAACACCUCCAAAAGUUCGAAAACUCUGUAUUUUUUCCGCCUCCGAAAGUCAAAAAAUGCUCUCUGUAAAUCUCCACUCUCCUUUACCUUCCCUGAGAACCCCAAAUUCCCACAAACCCAUCUUCUUCCCUGCUCUCCCAACACUCACUCUCCGUUCCAAAACCUCCAUUUUUCCGAGCUUUAAUCUCUCGAACGCCAAAACUCACUUCCAUAUCCUUCGUUGCAACGCCCUUAAGGACUCCGGUGACCGAACCAAGGCGGUCGCGAAGAACGGAGGGAUUGAAGACGACGGAGGUGGCGGCGGCGGCGGUGGAGAAGGCGGGGACGAUGGGGAGGUGGAGAAGAAAGGUGGAAUCUUGUCGGAGUGGGUGAAUUUCACCUCCGACGAUGCGAAGACGGUGUUCGUGGCGAUUGCGGUUUCGAUUGCGUUCAGGACGUUCGUGGCGGAGCCGAGGUACAUUCCUUCUCUAUCGAUGUAUCCUACAUUUGAUGUCGGAGAUCAUAUUAUUGCAGAAAAGGUCUCAUACUAUCUCAGAAAGCCGUGUGCAAAUGAUAUAGUGAUAUUCAAAAGUCCACCUGCCCUUCAACAAGUAGGCUAUACUGACGAUGAUGUUUUCAUCAAAAGAAUUGUUGCCAAGGAAGGUGACAUCGUGGAGGUUCGUAAAGGGAAGCUUGUAGUUAAUGGGGUAGAGAGAGAUGAAAAGUUCACACUUGAACCGCCUGCUUAUGAUAUGAAACCAUUACGUGUUCCAGAAAACUGUGUCUUUGUGAUGGGCGACAACCGCAAUAACAGCUACGAUUCCCACGUUUGGGGUCCAUUACCAGCCAAGAAUAUCCUAGGGAGAUCUGUGCUUCGGUAUUGGCCUCCAAACAGAAUUGGUGGCACAGUUCUUGAGACUGGAUGUGCCGUGGACAAGCAAGAGCCGGCUCCAACAACUCAAUGAUUAUAUUAUCCUCUUUGUUACUUCUUGUCUAUUUGUACAACAAUAACCUUGUGACAAAGGUUGACUGGAAAAAAUCAUUUCUUUUAGAACUA
Morus notabilis is the source of this 1136-nucleotide messenger RNA. RefSeq names its product chloroplast processing peptidase. Gene Ontology annotation, cellular component: chloroplast thylakoid membrane. Gene Ontology annotation, biological process: thylakoid membrane organization. Gene Ontology annotation, molecular function: serine-type endopeptidase activity. The transcript has 5 exons. Bases 157 to 1044 code for a protein of 295 amino acids. The record is from RefSeq and is a predicted model, not a curated record. NCBI's taxonomy places the organism in Eukaryota, Viridiplantae, Streptophyta, Magnoliopsida, Rosales, Moraceae.